Suricata suricatta (meerkat) is the source of this 828-nucleotide messenger RNA. RefSeq names its product basic proline-rich protein-like. The record is from RefSeq and is a predicted model, not a curated record. NCBI's taxonomy places the organism in Eukaryota, Metazoa, Chordata, Mammalia, Carnivora, Herpestidae. The coding region runs from base 71 to 580 and encodes 169 amino acids. The transcript is spliced from 3 exons.
GCCGCUCACCCCCGAAGGAAAGUGGACCAGCCCAUCCGCAGUUUGCCAAUUGCCCGGCUCGUGCGGCAAAAUGGACCCGACCGCCCGGCGCCGGGUGGGCUCCCGGCGCCUCACGCGGCCGCUCCUCGGGGUCAGGCUCGGUCCUGGCCGUCAAGAAAACCAGCACACUGAACGGCCGGCUUCUUCCGCCCCGACCCAUCACUCCCGCGACAACACGCCCGGCUCCGAGGACCCGGGCGCCCCCGCUCCGGCGAGUGGUCCCGUCGGAACCCUCCGGACUCCCGAGCGCGCACGAGCCCUCCCUCCGCCAGAGAGGCGCCCGGCCCCGCCGGUUCGGGUCACACGCGGCGGCGGCCGCCUCUGCCUCCCACGCCCGGUCGCGGCCUCGCCUGGCGCUCGGCGCCGGCCUCCCGGCGGGCCGCACCCGCUCGCUCCCCAGGACCGGGCCUCCCCGGCGUGGCUGCCCCGCAACCCCGGGAGGUGGGGGCCUGGGACGGUGAGCCUCGGCUCCCCCGCGGGGCCCUCGGGAGGGAGCGGCUUGGGAAGAAGAAGGUGGGCCCUUCAACCCGGAGACUCCUAGGGCUGCGGCCUCCGGCCUUCCAUCCAUCACUAUCCGGUAGCUCACCCUCCAGAAACUUACCAUUUUGAAGUAACCUUUCCAGCCCUGGUGGAAAUCCAGCCGAUCUUUCUUCACGGCCUCUGCCUGUAGAUACUUGGCAAUAUGCUGUGCGGACGGGGAGGAGGAGGAGGUGACGCCCCGUGUCUCCAGCGUGAGCCCAGGGCACGGCGUUCCCAGGCACCAAGCCCACGUUGCUCCUCAGACCCCCA